AGCGGCUCGCACACGCAGCUCGCAGAAGGAAAGAGAUGGUGAAGGGACUCAAGCCUCACAGGUACCACCAGUACCACAUCGUGGGCCGCCACGUCCCGACCGAUGCGGACCCCAACCCGCAGGUGUACCGCAUGAAGCUCUGGUCGUUGGACGACACCCGCGCGAAGUCGAAGUUUUGGUACUUCCUGUCCCGCCUUAAGAAAGUUAAGAAGGCGAACGGUCAAAUCAUCGCGUGCAACGAGAUCUUCGAAGAGGACGUCACGACGAUUAAGAACUUUGGGAUCUGGAUCCGCUACCAGUCGCGCACGGGCUUCCACAACGCGUACAAGGAGUACCGCGAGAUCAGCAUGAACAAAGCCGUCGACGCGCUUUACGAGGAGAUGGCGUCCCGCCACCGCGUGCGCGCGCCGUGCCUGCAGAUUAUCAAGAUUUGCCAAGUCGCGGACGCGGAUGUCAAGCGCGACAACACGAUUCAGUUCCUCGGCGUGAAGGAGCCGGUGUCGUUCCCUGUGGUGAACAAGGUGCUUCGCCACGAUUCCAAGUCUCAGAAGACGACGUUCAAGUACAAGCGACCGAACUUCUCCGCGGUGUAAACCGAUGCGUGAGGAUGUGUGGGGUGUGGUGUUCUUGAUGAAAGGUCUCGAGGGGGAGGAGAGAUUUGGAGAGUUCGUGGUGCGACGAUCGAUGCGAGGGACGAAGAAUCGAUCGACACGAGGAGGGGGUUCCGGGAUGGGGGGGGAGUGUCGCGGGUGCCGGUGAGCUUCGCGAAAUUGGCGUAACGACGACGCGCGCGCGUCGUCGAAAAACAAAACUAACAACAACAACUAAUAGCGUUUGUAAGAAGAACAAGCGCUUCAACUAA
This is a messenger RNA of Micromonas pusilla CCMP1545, 862 nucleotides long. RefSeq lists its product as uncharacterized. Gene Ontology annotation, biological process: translation. Gene Ontology annotation, cellular component: ribosome; cytosolic large ribosomal subunit. Gene Ontology annotation, molecular function: structural constituent of ribosome. The record is from RefSeq and is a predicted model, not a curated record. Bases 36 to 593 code for a protein of 185 amino acids. The transcript has 3 exons. Lineage: Eukaryota; Viridiplantae; Chlorophyta; Mamiellophyceae; Mamiellales; Mamiellaceae.